AUGGCGGAGAUCAAAGCCUUUGAGAAGAAGGAGGAGGUUGAGAUCGAAGAGAUCAAGGAUUUGCAGAAGAAGGCGAUGGAGCUCAUCCUCGGCAAGCUCGAUCGCCAGAGCCAGGGGCAACAGGCCACCAUCAUUGCGUCGUCCCCGGAUCCGCUAACGUUCCGCAACGGAUCCGCGCGCAGCAAGACCUCGGAGAUGUUCGAGAACUGCAAGGCUCCGCCAGCGCGAUCCCUGCACCCAGCCCUGGUGGCCACUGAGAGCCAUGAUGCUAUCCAGAUCGAGGAGCACGAGCAGGAGGAGCAAGAUGAGCAAAUGAAUCUCACUGGAAGGUGCAACUCCUAUCGGUCGCCGGCUGUUUGGUUUCGCUAUCACCACGAGCCGACCCUCUGGUGCUGCGAUACUCGCAACCAGGACUGCAACGGCUGCGAAAGGCAGCAGAAGGACAGAUGCACUGUCCGGGAGCCUGCAUUCGUGAAGCUGGCGGGUGAACCCCUGUAUGCGCCGUGCAUGGACAUUCCGGGCUGGGCCAACUCGGCGGGGAAGACCUGCGCCCAGAUUUCGGAGAACGAGUGCAGCGUGAAGCGAAGCCAGGGGCAAAGCAGCCGCGAGGCUUGCUGCCAGUGCGGAGGCGGCAUCCGCAGCCCGACGCCUUUCACUUACGACGACUACGUGUUCGUCCUGGGUGAGGACGUGAAGAUGUAUCCCAAGCCGCGUACCGCAACGCGAUAUGGAGUCAAUGAUGGCUGCGAGCUUGCCUUAUACAACCUCACGAUCGACGGCGAAACGGGUGUUGUGAGCUACAUCAAGGGCCGUGAGAAGCCCAAAGCACCCUUCAAGGUGUCCUGCAAGGUCACUGCUUUCCAGCUGCACCACCAGAUCUUCACGGCCGAUGUCAACGUCGCGGUUCAGGAGCUGUCGUAUGGCGCCUCUGUGCUGACGUUCACGCCGAAGACCACUCUCUACAAGCUGCACAUGAGUGCCAGCAGUGAGUGGAAGGACUUCAGCACAAACUGUGCUCCAGACGCAAAGUGGUUGAAGCUGGAGGAUAAUGGGAACCUCAAGGUGGUCAAGGGCGGUGAGACCGGCGUCGUCGACAGCGUCCAGGACACCUUCAACGGCCAGGUGGCGACCGUGUGCCAGCUCUGGGCAUACUCCAAGGCCAAGAACCAGAAGGACGCCGAGUGGAUGCUCAAGUCCAUGGGUGUUGUUGUGGUCAAGCCGGCUGCUGCUCCUUUGCUCUCCUAUCCGACCAGCACGCUGACCAGCGCAGUUGGUCAAGCCGUUCCACCAGUGGAGCCGGUUGCCUUUCCUCAAGGCGCUAUGGUACCAAGCUCAUAUGCGAUGAGGUGCGACCAGGCAAACUUCAAGUUCGACGCUGUCCACGGCAUCGGCUUCUACGAGGGUCAUCCCCUCCUGGAGCUGCAGUCGAAUGGUCAGCUGAGUCUGAACACCGGACCUUCCUUCGCACGCGUCUUCGAUGCCAUGGGCGACAAGCAGGAUGGCAGUGUGGUGAAGCUGGAGCUGAAGUGCCGCAUUGUGGGCGUCUUCCCGGAUUCGGAUUUCAAGCCGCUCACCACAAAGAUGAACAUCGUGAUCACGGAUACGACUUGCUGGGUCCAGGAAAAGAUUCAUUGCGGCCAGCAGCCGGUAAGCAAGCGGGUGUGGAACCGGGCGCAAUGCCAGCACUGGUGCAGGAGCCGGUCCAGCUGCUCGGCGUAUGUGUAUGACACCCGGCGACGAAGGCGCAAGCGAUGCAUCGAGACCAAGCUGAACUCGGUGGGUGGCAGGACGUGCGACGUUUACACAAAGAUUCCCGACUGCAACCCAGAGACCGCAUGUGUUCAAGUCGAUGCCCGAACAUGGCUUGAGCGAGGCACCUACUGCCCUGUCGGCUACGAUGUCGACCGUGGCAGCAUGACUUACCUCAAGGAAGGCCUCACGCCCAAUGAGAUGAUUUACUUGCGGAAGUUCAAGACUGGAGCCGACUCCCUCGUCGAGGGCUGCGGUGAUGGUGAUUGGCUGCUGCAGCAACAGAGCGCGGGCGAUUUCCAGAACAAGAAGAAGGGCACGUUUGAGUUUGCAGGACCUUUCGUCAGCUGCAAGGUCAAGAGUGUGAGCUACACCGGUCUCCCGUGCACGCAGCCACCGAACAUCACCGACGAGGAGGAUGCCGUUCCGAGGAUGAUCCUGGACAACCCGGACACCAGCGGUCCUGAGGAUUACUGGCUCCACCCCUGUGACUGCGCACCCAAGGUCUGGGGUGACGCUCCACCCAUGGAUCAAGAGGUGUUCGCAGCGCUGCCGCCAGAAUCUCCAGAGCAGUUCAUUCCAGCCCCAGUGGUGAUCGUGGAGGGGCAGUUUGUGUGCCCACCCAACGAAAUGCUCGGGGACGGCCCGAUCUUCGAGACGGAAGACGAAGCGCAGGAGAUCGGGGACUGUGAGCUCAAGUGCAAGAACAUGGACGAGUGCAACUACUUCUGGCAUGGCACGCAGCAUGCGCUUGCCACCUGCAGGUUGUACACCAAGUGCAGUCACCUUGUUCGCGAGCCCGGCGUUGAAGGAGUUCUCAAGGCGGUGCCCAAGAUUCCUGCCUGCCUGGUGACCGCCCCGGAGGACUGCUGGUCCAAGACGCUUCGACGGGUUGCUCUAACUUCGGAUACAGUCCCGAGCUUCUGGUACUGGACCCUCUAUGCGGAGUGCGACUACAUGCUGCUGCUAGGCGGCUGGGGCGUCAAUGGCUGCAGCCGGCCCUCCGUCCGGGACAUGAACAGUCACCCGUGGAAGCACAAGAGGCAUCUUCCCGCGACUUUCAAGCACGGUGAGAUGAUCCAGGCAUCUUGCUGGAGCGACCGCUACGAAGCCAUCAACCUGGGCGUAAAGAAGCUAGAGGCCAUCACCUGCGUCAACGGUGAGUGGUUCGCUUCCAACGGCCUCAACGGCUUCGAGGGCUUCGCUUGCCUUCCCUGCAUGCAGGUGGGAACGGUGGGAUUCGGAGAUGUGCACGACAAGAGGCAGCAGGAGCUGUACUACUUCAACCGCCUCUCCAUGCAACUGCACAGCGAGGUGAACCCGAUCUCUGACGGCAAAGUGAGCUGCCUGGAGCCUCUGACGCCUCCGCCAGAGGUGACCACCGACCUGCCGAAGGACCUCAAGGAGGCGAAGUCAUUCGACCUCCGAGGGUACGAGUUCAUUGAAGAUGACAAUGUCAUGGGCUCGGAGGCCUUGUGGCACUCGGCGUCUCAGCUCUCCUACAGCGGGAUGACCGUCAGGGCAAGCUUCGGCAGCAAACGCGAGAAAAAACGGCCGCUCACUGCAACGCCAGACCUGAAGAAGUGCUACUACAAAGCGAAGGGGAGGUUCAGUUUCUCCUGGGGGUCCAUCUCGAACAAGAAGUGGUGGGAGCUGAAGCUCAAGCGUAACACCUGGGUCACAUCCCUGGAGUUCACGGUCGGGGGCGCCGACUGUUGCAAAAACGGUCUGAAGGACGUCGACAUCUGGGCCGGCCGCCACAAGUGCGCCAGCCGCAUCACCAUCAGCGAAGGUGAGACGAAGAGGGUGCGAUGCUACGCCAAAACCCGGAAGAUCAAGAUCACUACCGGCGCGUUUCGCGCUGGGGCCGAUAUCCAGUUCUGCGGCAUCAAAGUUUUUGGACAGAGGAGCCAGCCAAAGAAGGAUGACAUGCGGAAGUACUUCUUCCAAAGCCUUCCCGAAGCCCAGGAGGCAUGUGCAAAGGAUCACCGCUGCACGAUGGUCUCCCGCGAUGAUGGCAUGUCGGUCGAUGGGGCCAUUCGCCGCUAUGAGAUGCGUCGUGGGACCAAGAUUGACUGGAUCGGCGCGAAGAACUGGAACAAGGUGAAGCCAAUCCCUUGUGUGGGUAACUGCGCCGGCCUCAAGCCGGUCACAUGCUCCGCCGGCAUGGCCGGCUGCGCGCACAAGACACUCACAGAUGGCCUCAAGGACAAGUGGCGGUGGCCCUCGUCUCCGCACAGCACGGGUGCGCUAACGUGUACUCCAGACAAGGAGUGGGUCGAGGUGGACUUGGGAGCCGAAAUGCAGUUCGAUCAGGUUGUGCUCUUCGGCUACCAAAGCUGGUGGCGAAGGUACUGCGGUACUUCCAUUGGCGUCACAAAGGAUAAGAUCACCUGGAAGUGGCCCUUCUGGAGCGAUGGCUGGCGAAACUGGGAACGGGGAGCGGGUACCAAAUUCAACAUCGGCCUUCAGACAGCACGUUACGUUCGCGUGUACCUGGGCAAGAACAACAAAAAUGCCCACGCCCAUCUUCUCGAGCUCGAGAUCUACAGAGCAAGCGUGGCAGCACCUCCAGAGCCCAAGUCGAAGUGGAUCACAACCGCGGAGAUCGGCCAUCUGGGGACACGUGUGAAAUGCAAGUACUCCCUGCUUCAACAUGCCGCCAACAUCUCUGCAAACGCCACGGAGGAGGACUUUGGGAUGGAAGAUGAGGAUGACACGGAAGAGAACCUGGCGGCCUUCCAAAUGGAGACCGAAGAGGGAGCCAGGGUGGUGCAACACCGAGCAGAAAAGGAGGCCGAGGAAAAUGCAGAGGAGGAAGAGGAGCAGGAGGAUUCCGAGGAGGAAGAGGAGGAGGUGGAAGCGGAGGACUCUGAGGAGGCGGAGGAGAAUGAAACGCCAGAGGUGGAAGAACGAACUCAGAGAGCUCUGCUUUCCAAGGCCCGUCGGGUGAAGUUGGGCAAAAGCGACGAGCCAGAUAUGCUCGACGAGGAGGAGGCGUACGACGGCGAGGAAGAUUACGAUGAGGAGGACGAGGAAAUGGCAGAAAUGGAGAAUGAGGAUAACGAUGACGUCGCAGAAUUGGAGGAGCAGGACAAGCCAACGAAGAAGAUGGAGGCCGCGAAUAUGACUGCCCUCAGUGAGGAAGAACAGGAGGAUCAGUCUCAAGCGGCGAGGAGGAGGAGCAAGUGGAAGCGGUGGAAGUGGAAGGCUCCGUCGUUGAAGAAAAUCGCCAAGAAGGUCAAGAAGAAAGUCAAGAAAGCCAUCAAGAAAGUGAGCACUCCGAGGAGGAGGCGCUCCCGCCGCAGGCGCUCUCGCCGCAGGAGAACGACCACGACCUCGACGUCCACGACCUCGACGUCCACGACGACCACCAGCACCACGACGACCACCACCACCUGCCACUACUGGGUCGGCGUGACAGGCUUUGGAGUCGAUCUGACCACGCACGGCAAGUUGAAGGGUGGCCACAUUUGGGCGAGUUCACACGCGCGGAAGAUCGAGUGCCGACUAUUCUGCGACCACAUCCACGUUCUUACCGUACGGCAUGCGUCUCUGGGCCGAGGUGGCGCUUCUGCGGCGAUUCCCGCCGUUUGCAGGGGCUCGCAGUUCCUGUGGCUCGCUGGCUCGGCCUCUGCAGGCUACUGCGAGUUUUCAUGGCACAAGCUGGAGGUGUAUGAGUUUCCCAAAGCCAUCGCUGUGCCAAAAAGUCAAGAUCCCGACUUGGGCAUCGAGGCCUACGGAUGUGCAGCGAACUACAGGCCGCAGGGAAAGGUGGUUCUGGACGUGCAAGAGCCCCUCGGCUUUGUGUAG
Molecule: messenger RNA, 5562 nt
Organism: Symbiodinium sp. CCMP2592
Lineage: Eukaryota; Dinophyceae; Suessiales; Symbiodiniaceae
Source: the annotation of a GenBank genome assembly